This is a messenger RNA of Symbiodinium sp. CCMP2592, 792 nucleotides long. The record is from the annotation of a GenBank genome assembly. Lineage: Eukaryota; Dinophyceae; Suessiales; Symbiodiniaceae.
AUGACACAGAGCAGCCAAGAAGCGGCUGCACGGUCGCGUGACGGAGUACCUCAAUGGGAUGGCAACAGUGCGACUUUUGCCCGCUAUGAGGAAGAAGCCCUCCUAUGGCAGGAGGGGAUCGCUUGGCACAAGCGCUACAUGCUGGCGCCGAAGUUGCUGGCAGAACUCCAAGGAGCGGCACGCCGCAUGGUGGUGGGGAAACCGCCAGGCUGGGUGUCGUACCAAGGAGGAGUGGAGGUGCUUAUGAAGCAUCUCCGAGAGUGCCUGGGAAAACCGCAGAUGUCGGAAUUGUCGGAGUACCUCAACAUGUACUUCAGGAAUUCGCGGCGGCGCAGCGGCGAAUCCAUGAAUGAGUACGUGACCAGGAAGAGCGAGAUCUAUCUCAGAGCCCAGCAGGCCCUGGGAAGAGUCCGACCCCAGCACGAGGCCAAGAGCACACGUGGCGUGACAGAGCCCACGGCCCCUACUACGAGCCGCCGCUCCAGCUGGACCUCCGAAGCCACGUCCACCACUGCAGCUGAGGACAUGAGGAGCCCGAUGAUGAGAACGCUGACCAAGGGGACGGCAACACUCAUGCUUGGCAGACCGGGUGGAGUGGCGGAUACGGGACCAGCUACUACGGAUCGUGGUAUGGCUAUCAGGGAAGUCCCUGGUGGCAAUCCGAGCACCCAUGAUGGUCAUCGGGCCGGGGCUACGGAGAUCGAGGCGGACGCUGGACCGGACAGACGCCCGCGAUGGAACUUCUUCCAGAAUGGGUACAAGGAUGGUACCUGUUGCAGGAUGCGAACCUGA